Venustampulla echinocandica is the source of this 1938-nucleotide messenger RNA. Its product is annotated as GMC oxidoreductase. Bases 1 to 1938 code for a protein of 645 amino acids. Lineage: Eukaryota; Fungi; Ascomycota; Leotiomycetes; Helotiales; Pleuroascaceae. Gene Ontology annotation, molecular function: flavin adenine dinucleotide binding; oxidoreductase activity, acting on CH-OH group of donors. The record is from RefSeq and is a predicted model, not a curated record. The transcript is spliced from 2 exons.
AUGGGGAAGCUCUGGCGUCUCACAUUUCUUGCCCUUCUUUCGGUCGUAACGGCUACAGGUGCUGGCAAGGACACCUAUGAUUAUAUCGUCGUGGGUUCCGGUCCGGGUGGAGGCACAUUAGCUGCAAAUCUCGCAAAGGCUGGGGAAUCUGUGCUCCUUCUCGAGGCUGGAGAUGACCAAGGCGAAAACCCGGCAGAGAAGGUUGCUGGCUUGUUCCCCUUAGCUGGCGGCGACCCGCUUAUGCGUUGGGAUUUCUUUGUCAAGUAUCAUUCGGAUGAUGCAAUCACUCGACGAUACGAACACUUGACGUGGAGAACUACUGAUGGGCAGUUCUACGUCGGUACCAGCCCGCCAGCAGGUGCCACACAGCUAGGGGUAUACUACCCCAGAGCAGGAACGCUGGGCGGCUGUUCCACGCAUAACGCAAUGUGUGCUACACUUCCUAGUAAUAGCGAGUGGCAGCAUAUCGCCGAUAUUACAGGCGACGACUCCUGGAGUGCCAAAAAUAUGCGCAAGCAUUUCAUCAAUCUGGAAAACGAUCACCUUGUACCGAAAGGAACCCCUGGUCAUGGAUUUAACGGCUUCCUCGACAUCAGCGUGAACACUGAUGAGUUCCUACAAAACCAGACUGAAGCUAUUGAGGUCUUGAAGGCUACAGCCAAGAUCAUGGGACAGGAUCCUAACAAGGUAUUCCAACAUCUUCAGCGUGAUAUGAAUAGUGACGACCCGGAUCGUGAUCAACAAACGGGAUUGUUUGGGUUCCCGGCUCACAGAGACUUGGUCGGCAAUCGAGUCAGUGCGCGAGAUGCGGUUGUCCAAGUUGCGAACGCACAAGGUCCACGCGGCUCCAAAAAAUACGCUCUCACCGUGGGAGUGAACUCUUUUGUCACCAAGGUCCUUUUCGAUAAGCCAAAAAGCAACCGUGAUGAUCCUAGAGCGACGGGUGUAGAAUAUAUCGCAGGUCAGAGCGUGUAUAGCGCGGACCCACGGUACAACUCCAGUAGCCAGGGGACUAAGAAGCAGGCAUUUGCAAGGAAAGAGGUCAUAGUAUCCGGCGGCACAUUCAAUAGUCCGCAGAUUCUCAUGCUCAGCGGUAUUGGACCCAAGGCCGACCUCACGAAGUUGAAUAUUCCUGUUGUCGUGGACCUCCCAGGUGUCGGAACAAAUCUCCAAGACAACACCGAGUUUGGCGUUGCUGCUGGGGCAUCACUCAAUUUCACGAGCAAAGGUCCUGUCUGCACAUAUGGAGCUCCGGGUGACCCAUGCCUUGCCGCAUGGCAUCAGGGCAAAGGGCCAUAUGCACAAGGCCCACUCGCUGCGCUGCUAGCUACGUCGAGCGUUGCCGUAAAUAAUGAGCGAGACUUGUUUUAUAUGGUCUUUCCUGGAGGCACGUUCCGAGGUUAUUGGCCAGGUACAACCGUGAACCAGGUUCCGGGAGAUGCUCCAAACACCUUCGACUUCUCACUGGUCAAGAUGGGUUCUAAAGGGAACUUGGGCACCCUCAAACUCGUUUCCAACGACCCUCGAGACACUCCUGAAAUCAACUUUCGAUUCUUUGAAGGAGGAGGACAAGUGGACUUGCAGGCUAUUGAAGACGGUGUAACACUCGGGCGAAAAAUCUAUGACUCGGUACCAGGUCCCGUGGGUCCCUUCACCAAGGAGGUUCUUCCUUGCACUGGCGCCCGAAACUGCGAUGUCCAAGAUGAGAUCAAAACUCAGGCUUGGUCACAUCAUGCAACUAGCACCUGCGCUAUUGGGGCUGAUAGCGACCCUAAGGCUGUCCUAGAUUCGAAGUUCCGAGUAAGAGGGACGAGGGGAUUGAGGGUGGUGGAUGCUAGUGCAUUCCCAAAAACGCCAGGAGCUUUCCCGGUUGUGCCAACAUUCAUGCUUGGGAUGAAGGCUUCGGAGGUUAUUCUGCAGGAUUCAAAGAAGUGGUAG